UUUCUUUCCGCAUCUUCACUCCCGAGUUGCUCAAUUUCUUGUAGACAUUGAACACUGCAAUGGCCACUCCUGGCUGCGGUGUCAACCCCAGCGACGGAGCAGGAGAGAGCAGCAGCAAUAUCGCAGCAGCAGCAGCAGCAGCAGGAGAAAGUUCAAUGGGCUCUCAGCCUCAACGGCGGGCGCAGACUCGACGACGUCCACGGAGAGACGACUUCUGGUCGAGGGAGUAUUGGGAGGAGCGCUUCUCCCUGGAGCCUUCGAUUUUGAGGGACGAGAAAGAGCCGUCGUCAGCAGUGCAGGAACAGGUAGAUGGUCAUUCUGGCAAAGUAAAUGGCCAGGAGGAAGGAGAGAGAAAGGGAGAGGGAGAGGCCUUCGAGUGGCUUGGGGCGGGGGAGGAGUUGCUCACUCGCCUAGUCGAGGGGCUCGAGAGAAGGAGUCGAGUCAACGAUGGUGUGGGGAAAAGCACUCAAGAAAUUGCUAAAGGUGUAGAAGCGGUCGGGCAUCAAGACGGACCACUGGUGCUGCACAUUGGCUGCGGAAGCUCGGACGUGGGAUGUAGAAUGAGGGGUAUGUGGGAGGAGCGAGCCCGCACCCGGAAGUUGCAGCAGAGACCAUGGGCCCUUGAACGGAUCAUGAAUCUGGACUACGCUCCCUCGUCCCUCGUCCUAACCCGCCAGCAAGAGCUGCAGCGAUUCGGGGACGUCAAGAUGCAGCACGUCGUGGCCGAUCUCCUCUCUCUACCUUCGCUCCUCGCCGUCUUGCCUCUACCUCCCACCUCUCCCGAGAUUCCAGGACAGGAGACCCAGCAACAGCUGAUAGUAGAUGCGAUUUACGACAAGUCGACGGCGGACGCAAUUUCUACCGGACCCGACUUUGUGCUGCUGCCCCAGAGCUUGCGGCAGCCAGGGGGAGCUUCGACUUCUGGCUGGUCAUUCCUGGAUGGGUGGGCGGUCAAAGCGCCAGAGGAGGAAAUGUACGAGGAGCUCAAUGGAUAUCGCAGAUCUCGUCCUCCGACGUCAAGGAAGAUACGGGACCCCAACGAGAUAGUGCUAGAGCCAGUAGAGAUGCUGGCGUACAAUCUUGCAGCAGUGACCCAACCGGGCGGCAUCUGGGCUGCCUUGAGCUACUCGGCUACUCGCUUUGACUUCUUGGAGACAGAAAGUCGGAAGCUGUCAAUGUCUUCUGAGGCGGAACAGACAGGCAAGCUGACGUCCUUGACAGCUUUAUGGCAGGUGGAGAGUAAGUGGUCUGUAGAAGCGCCGGGUGAUGGAAAUGGGAAGAAGGAUGUGCAUGCCCCAGAGGUGAGGCACUGGUGCUUCCUGCUCCGGCGUACGGGAGUCACGCCUUGACCAUAGCGGUGGGAAGCAGAUGAAAAACAGUCUGAAGUUGUAUCAAUGGUACCUCAAUCAACGCACUAUUGCUUAU
Microstroma glucosiphilum is the source of this 1425-nucleotide messenger RNA. RefSeq lists its product as hypothetical. The record is from RefSeq and is a predicted model, not a curated record. The transcript is spliced from 2 exons. NCBI's taxonomy places the organism in Eukaryota, Fungi, Basidiomycota, Exobasidiomycetes, Microstromatales, Microstromataceae. Bases 60 to 1349 code for a protein of 429 amino acids.